AAGUGGAAAAUUGAAUACAUACUUCAGUACUAAUUUACAUUCUAGUGGUGAAUAAUAAUUAUCGCCAAAGGUUUCUCAGAAACAACAGAACAGAUACACAAAUUUAUAUACUCCCAUAAAGAAAUGCGUUUGGAUAGAUAACCUUGUACAGCAAAACAAGUGGCUUGAAGGUUGCCAGUUGGAAACUCCACAUUUUCACGUAAACAACACGACAAGAAAGUCGCCACAAUGGAUACUCAAUGGUGGGUUAAUGAUGACGUCUAUUGCCAACCUUUGACGACAGACUACCUGGAAGAAGCCACCAAAAUGUUAGAAAUCUCAUUUUACCCUGAAGAAAAUGUUUCCAUGGCUUUCGGUAUUUCCGAAGAUCCCCAAGCUGUUCGCGAACUUAGUGACAUGACUAACGAAAUUGCCAAAGAUGGAAUCAGUGUCAUAGCGAUUGAUAAAAACACCAACAAAGUUGUAGGAACCGUGUUUAAUAAAAUACAGGUGAAGAAUGAUCCCAUCUUUAACAAUUUUGCAAAAUCUUGGAAGAGUCCCCGGUCUAAAGCUCUCGUCGAACUUAUGGCUGAAAUCGACAGCCUCUUCAAUCUCUUUGAGUACUACCAGACCGAUUGUCUUUUAGAGUUGAUGUUUUUGGGAACUGCGACUGAGUAUAGAGGGAAAGGUAUAGCCAAGAAGCUGAGCGAACUUACUUUGGAAAUUGGUACCAAUUUGGCGAAGGGUGUCAAUGUUAGGAAGUCGCUUGAUGGUACCGAGAUGCCGCUGGGACCCAGACCUAAAGUUAUUUGUUCUACUUUCGCAACUAUAGCGACACAGAAAAUUGGAAGACACUUGGGGUUUGAAAUCGGUGCUGAAAAACUUUACAGCGAGAUGGAGUUUCAAGGGACGAAGUUUUCGGAUGUUAUUACUAAUGGUACCACCAAGAUCACGUUGGAAUAUAAGAAGCUAUAAAUCAGUUUUGUAGUGGCAAUAAUUUUGUUUAUUUUUAAAAUGUUUUAUUUAUAAAUAUAUUUAUUAAUAAAUUUGUUUAUAAAUUGA
This is a messenger RNA of Zophobas morio, 1041 nucleotides long. RefSeq lists its product as uncharacterized. The record is from RefSeq and is a predicted model, not a curated record. The transcript has 3 exons. Bases 229 to 954 code for a protein of 241 amino acids. Gene Ontology annotation, molecular function: N-acetyltransferase activity. Lineage: Eukaryota; Metazoa; Arthropoda; Insecta; Coleoptera; Tenebrionidae.